CACUCGAUCUCCAUUAAUUACAACAUAUUGAUCAAUAUAAAUACACUCCAUGCACCAUCAUUCACAUUAAUUCUUCAUCUAAUUAAUUACCAAUUAGUGAAUAACAAUGGCUCGCUGGUUCCUCUUCUUCAUCUUCUUCUUCUGCAUAAGCUCUUUUACAAGCUCUCAUGCAAGAGAUGGAAGCAUUGCUAUAUACUGGGGCCAAUAUGAUAAAGAAGGAACUCUGGCUCAAACAUGCGCAACUGGAAACUAUGCAUUCAUAAACAUCAGUUUCCUCAACAAAUUUGGCAAUGGUCGGAAGCCAAACCUGGACCUCGCCGGCCACUGCAACACUGAUGAUUCCAACGGGUGCACCAGUCUCAACAAAGACAUCAAAUCAUGCCAAGCCAAAGGCAUCAAAGUUAUUCUCUCCAUUGGAGGUGCAUUAGGUGACUACUCUCUAUCCUCCAAAGAAGAUGCAAGGCAAGUAGCUCUUUAUAUCUUCAACAACUUCCUCUCCGGCAAGUCCUCCUCCGAAAGGCCUUUCGGUGAUGCGGUGCUCGACGGUGUUGAUUUUGAUAUCGAACUUGGUGAUGGUGAUCACUAUGAUGAUCUUGCAAGAUCCUUAUCGUCUUUCGGUGGUAGUAAAGGAAACAAAUCGAAGAUAAUCUUGACAGCGGCGCCACAAUGCCCGUUCCCGGAUAAGUUCGUCGGAAAAGCACUGAGUGCCGGAGUGUUUGAUAAUGUUUGGGUGCAAUUCUAUAAUAAUCCACAGUGUCAGUUCAAGUCUGGUGGUAAUAAGGGUUUUGGUGAUGCAUGGGAACAGUGGACUAGUGAUCAGAUCAAUGCUAAGAAGAUAUUUCUUGGGUUGCCGGCGUCGCAGGAGGCCGCCGGGAGUGGGUUUGUUGAGGUGGAGGAGCUGACGUCGGAGGUGUUGCCGUUGAUAAAGAAGUCAGGGAAGUAUGGAGGAGUGAUGCUGUGGUCUAAGUUUUAUGAUGAUCAGACUGGUUAUAGUUCAGCUAUCAAGGAAGAUGUUUAAACUAAUUAUUAAUUAUUCAUGUCAUGCGUGCAUGACAGUCUUGAAUUGUUGACAUUAUGGUGGUUUUUUUUUUUAAUAAUAAAAUGGAUAUA
Dioscorea cayenensis subsp. rotundata (Guinea yam) is the source of this 1110-nucleotide messenger RNA. Its product is annotated as acidic endochitinase-like. The transcript has a single exon. Bases 107 to 1018 code for a protein of 303 amino acids. Lineage: Eukaryota; Viridiplantae; Streptophyta; Magnoliopsida; Dioscoreales; Dioscoreaceae. The record is from RefSeq and is a predicted model, not a curated record. Gene Ontology annotation, biological process: carbohydrate metabolic process. Gene Ontology annotation, molecular function: chitinase activity. Gene Ontology annotation, cellular component: extracellular region.